GUAACUGCGGGCUACCUGGGUGCCAAGGACGGGCACUCCUGAGCCUAAGCGCCGAGCCCCGGUAUUGGGUGCUCACCCCCCGUACCCUUCUCCUAGGUCCCGUCCUUUCCUCCGGCCUUGGCCGCCCCAAUGCCCGAGCAGGGACCGAGGAUGAACGGGUUCUCUUUGGGGGAGCUGUGCUGGCUCUUUUGCUGCCCGCCCUGCCCAAGCCGCAUCGCAGCUAAACUGGCCUUCUUGCCCCCGGAGCCCACCUAUACCGUGCGGGAGAUGGAGGCCCCGGCAGGCACUGCCCAGCCGCCGAGGGAAGAGGGUAGCGGGGAGCCGGCGGCCUGCAGCUUGCACCUGUCGGAGCGGGCGGACUGGCAGUAUUCGCAGCGGGAGUUGGACGCGGUGGAAGUGUUCCGAUGGCGGACCGAGCGCGGCAGCUGCCUGGGCUGUAUGUUUGUGCGCUGCUCCCCCGGCAGCCGAUACACGGUGCUCUUCUCCCACGGGAACGCGGUGGAUCUGGGCCAGAUGUGCAGUUUCUAUAUCGGCCUGGGCACCAGGAUCAACUGCAACAUCUUCUCCUAUGAUUAUUCCGGCUACGGGGUGAGCAGCGGCAAGCCCAGCGAGAAGAACCUCUAUGCGGACAUCGAGGCGGCCUGGCACGCCCUGAGAACUCGAUAUGGAGUCACCCCUGAGAAUAUCAUCCUUUAUGGUCAGAGCAUUGGUACUGUACCUACGGUGGACCUGGCUUCUCGCUACGAAUGUGCAGCUGUCAUUCUUCACUCACCUCUGAUGUCUGGACUACGGGUUGCUUUUCCUGACACCAGGAAGACCUACUGUUUUGAUGCAUUCCCUAGCAUUGAUAAAAUCUCAAAAGUGACCUCCCCGGUGCUGAUAAUCCAUGGCACAGAAGAUGAAGUAAUCGAUUUCUCGCAUGGAUUGGCUAUGUACGAGCGAUGCCCACGGGCAGUGGAGCCCCUAUGGGUAGAAGGAGCAGGGCACAAUGACAUAGAGCUGUACGCCCAGUAUCUAGAGAGACUUAAGCAGUUUAUAUCGCAUGAGCUUCCCAACUCUUGAGAGCUUCAUUCUCUUACCUCACUUACUGUGAAUAACAGAGGGGGCACGUCCGACCUGACAUGUCCACUGUGGUGCUGGGCGUCCCUUGACACUGCCCAAAAAUACCCUACUGGGUCGGAUUACAAAGAUCAAGCAUCCAGUGGCACCUGUUUUCUUUUUAUUGUUAAUGUACAAUCAGCUGCUGUAACUUAAUCUCGACUUUUUAAAAAGACCAAAAGAUCCUGGAAACCUUUUUUUCUAGAGCACCAUUUAUAUUCUGGAACUUGUUUACACAACAUCCUUUUGAAGAACUCCUGUCUUCUACUGCCAGUCAGUCCCACCACUACAACUCUUAUGGAUCAGCUGGCUUUAUAAAUGCUCUUUUGGAUCUGACCUAUUCCUUCAGCUGAUAAUAUCGAUGUUCAUCGUCAGAUGGUUCCUCUCAUGGAUUAAGGCAUUCUGCUUGUUCGAUAACAUUUAUAGAUGUGGUAUUGUGAUGGAACAUUGUCUUAAAUUCCUAUUUUCCUUUAGACGUACCAUGGAAGAUAUAUUCAUUAUAAAUUAUUCAGCCAUCAACGAAUGACCUAUGGAAAAGCUCCACUGAUGAAUUUGCAGCUUAAAUCCAAUUCAAGGUCUAAAAGCAUAUAUCCCCAGUGCCCCCAUGGCAUUUUAGUAGAAACAAACUGUACUCUCAGAUAUUAAUCUAUGGGAAAAUGUAAUACAAGGUAAUACUAAGAACCCCAAAGCUGGCUUUCCUGUCCAAUUAUUUCAAGAUGCAUUCCAUGCAGAUCUCUGCAAGUUCUUUUUACCACUAGAACCUUGCAGAGUUCUGUUUGUUUUGGUCCUUGCACAAUAUUAGAUAACUUAUUUUUAAUAUGACCGGAAGCAUUUUGUUAUGGAUUUUAUCCCCGUGUUGGUUUUUUGGUUUUUUUUUUUUUUGGUACAAAAUGUUUUUUAUAAUGGUUCUGGGGUAAUAUACUUAAAUGCUUAAAACAACGAUGUGGGGGGUGGGGGGGGUAAUAACAAUUUUCCUUUACAUCUGAUUUUGAUUAAUUUCUUAUUUGUUCCCACUCGACACUGGAAAGGCACAAUCUAAAUACUUGGAAGUAACACUAUUCGUGGGUUUAUAAACCAAGUCCUGCCACGGGAGUUGUAGACGCAGUGCGUUAACCCUGUGUGCUGGGAAGGCAUGCACUCCCCUUAGAGAACAAAGCAACAACUUUCAGAUGUUUUCUUUCAGUGAAAGUGAGGGGGGGUGGUCUCGCCUUAAUAUACUGUGAGUCUCUGGAUUAUUUUGUAAAAUGAACGCAAUAGAUUAUGAUUUGUUUAUUGUUGCUUGAGGACAGUGCUAUGGUUGUUUUGGAAUAAAGAAUGCAUGGAAAGUAA
Messenger RNA from Xenopus tropicalis (tropical clawed frog), 2427 nucleotides. It is a transcript of the gene abhd17c, whose product is annotated as abhydrolase domain containing 17C. Gene Ontology annotation, molecular function: palmitoyl-(protein) hydrolase activity. Gene Ontology annotation, cellular component: postsynaptic density membrane; dendritic spine; recycling endosome membrane. The record is from RefSeq and is marked provisional. NCBI's taxonomy places the organism in Eukaryota, Metazoa, Chordata, Amphibia, Anura, Pipidae.